This is a messenger RNA of Tyto alba (common barn owl), 5262 nucleotides long. RefSeq names its product rabphilin 3A (gene RPH3A). Gene Ontology annotation, molecular function: small GTPase binding. Gene Ontology annotation, cellular component: membrane. The record is from RefSeq and is a predicted model, not a curated record. Bases 368 to 2467 code for a protein of 699 amino acids. The transcript has 21 exons. NCBI's taxonomy places the organism in Eukaryota, Metazoa, Chordata, Aves, Strigiformes, Tytonidae. Gene Ontology annotation, biological process: intracellular protein transport.
CGCUGCGGGAGCCGGGGGGGGGGCCGGCCCCGCUUUGCAAAGGGGCUGCGCCCCGGAGCGGGGGCGGCUCCCGGCCGUGUCCCCUCCCCGCUCCGCUCCGCAGUGCUGCCGCCGGAGCCGCCUUGCGCCCAGCUUAACUGAGCCCGGCCCAGCAGAGCUCAGCCUAAACCAGAGCGGGGCGGGGAGAGGCCGGCGGUGCCACGGCCCCGCGGGACCCUGGCCCAGCCUGGCUGAAAGCACCAGGUUCCCUUCAUCAGCAUCGCUGCUAUCUGAGGGCCCGGGCAGACGAGCCAAGUGAUUGAGACUGAGUCAGUGCUCGCCGGUGGUGUGCCCAAACUCGGUCCCUGGGUCCCCUCAGCAGCCAGCGAUGACCGACGCGGUGGUGGGUGGCAGCUCUGACCGGUGGAUGUGCCCCAGCGACAGGACCAUGUCCCUCCGGGCCAGCAGCGAGAAGGAGCAGCUCCCCGCUGGCUGGGCAGCGCGGGGCGGCCAGCCCGAGCGGCAGCGCAAGGGCGAGGAGCUGACGGACGAGGAGAAGGAGAUCAUCAACCGAGUCAUCGCCCGGGCCGAGAAGAUGGAGGAGAUGGAGCAGGAGCGCAUCGGGCGCCUCAUGACCCGGCUGGAGGACAUGCGCCGGAGCGUGCUGGGGGACGGGGUGAACCGCUGCAUCCUCUGCGGGGAGCAGCUGGGGCCGCGGGGGUCCGCCUGUGUCGUCUGCGAGGACUGCAAGAAGAACGUCUGCACCAAGUGCGGGGUGGAGACCAGCAACAGCCGGCCCCACGCCAUCUGGCUCUGCAAGAUUUGCAGCGAGCAGCGGGAGGUGUGGAAGCGCUCCGGCGCCUGGUUCUUCAAGGGUUUGCCCAAGCAAGUGCUGCCCCAGCCGAUGCCCAUCAGCAAGAACAAGGGACCCCAAGCCCCGAGUGAGCCCAGCCCGUCGGAGCCACCCGCCCAGGACCCAAAACUCCCCUCCCGUGCACCCACCCGAGGCCAGGCGGAUGCCAGGCCCCCGGCUGAGCAGGACUCCGAUGGCAGCGACGUGCCGGCGGCUGCCCGGGGGAGCUACGCGGUGCCCGGCCGCAAACCGGCCGAGGGCAGGCUGGGCCCGUGCGGCAGCGAGCACGCCGGCGGGGACACCGACAGCCGCGACCACGCUGCCGAGAGCGGGCUCAGCAGGAGCCCUGGCGUGAAGAGGACCAACUCCCUGCAAGCCCCGCGGCCACCGCCACCAGCCACUGCUGGCCCCAGUCCUGCUCCCAGUCCAGCAGCACCCCCAGUGCCACCAGCAGCGGGAAGACCAGGUCCUGGGGUGGCCGGCCGGUUCCCUGAGAGGCAAGCGAGCCCACCGCUGGGACCCCCAGAGCCAGCCCAUGCUGCUGCCAGGGAGGAGCGAGGAGGGGGCUACGCCGUGCCCCCCGCCAGAGAGGAGAGACCAGCCCGGCAGCCCCCAACUUUCCCGCAGCCCCCUGCCAUCCCGCCGGCGCCUGCCGCCCCGCUGCGACAGCCGCCCCAGGAGGAAGAGGAGGAGGAUGCCAAUAGCUACGACUCUGAUGAAGGCACUACGCUGGGAGCACUGGAGUUCAGCCUGCUCUAUGACCAGGACAACAGCUCCCUGCACUGCACCCUCAUCAAGGCCAAAGGCUUAAAACCAAUGGACUCAAACGGCCUGGCGGAUCCCUAUGUCAAACUGCACCUCUUGCCUGGAGCCAGCAAGUCAAAUAAGCUGAGGACAAAGACACUGCGCAACACCCGUAACCCCAUAUGGAAUGAGACCUUGGUGUACCAUGGCAUCACAGAUGAGGACAUGCAAAGGAAAACCCUCAGGAUCUCUGUGUGUGAUGAAGACAAAUUUGGCCACAAUGAGUUUAUUGGAGAAACUAGAGUUUCCUUGAAAAAACUCAAAGCCAAUCAGAAGAAGAACUUCAACAUCUGCUUGGAGAGAGUAAUACCAAUGAAGCGUGCUGGAACGACCGGCUCAUCCCGUGGGAUGGCACUAUACGAAGAGGAGGUAGAUCGUGGCGGGGACGUGGAGGAGCGUGGGAAGAUCCUCGUGUCCCUCAUGUACAGCACCCAGCAGGGCGGCCUGAUCGUCGGCAUCGUCCGCUGCGUGCAUUUAGCAGCCAUGGAUGCCAAUGGCUACUCAGACCCUUUCGUUAAGCUUUGGCUGAAACCUGACAUGGGAAAAAAGGCCAAGCACAAGACACAGAUUAAGAAGAAAACAUUGAAUCCUGAGUUUAAUGAGGAGUUCUUCUAUGAUAUAAAGCACAGUGAUCUGGCCAAGAAGUCACUGGAUAUUUCUGUCUGGGAUUACGACAUCGGAAAAUCAAAUGAUUACAUUGGUGGCUGUCAGCUCGGCAUUACGGCUAAGGGGGAGCGCUUGAAACACUGGUAUGAAUGUUUGAAGAACAAGGACAAGAAGAUUGAACGCUGGCACACCCUCCAAAAUGAGAACCACGUUGCCAGUGAUUAAAGGGAGUCGCUGCCCCAACCUCCCCAACCAGCCCAUCCUCUGCCAAGCCCCUGUAGAUCUCCGAUGUCUGUCUUCCAGUGCAGUCAUGCCUUGCUACAUGCCUCUGGUCCCAGGGCAGCGACACUCUUCUGCCUCCUCCAAGCAUCCUCUGUGCCCUGUCCUCCCACCUGAAAACUAACCCAGAUCUUUUAUAUUUUCUUCCUUUUAUUUUAUUUUUUUUUGGGGGGGGUGAGGUGUCAUUGAAUUAUCCUGGUGUGUAAUUUUGUCAAGCAAUAGUUACCCUCUGACUGUUCCUCUUUCUCACUAGUCUCACGCAGGCUGUGAUAGCGUUCCUGUUGUGUGUGUGUGUGUGUGUGUGUGUGUGUGUGUGUGUGAGAUGCUCUGUGUUCCUCCAGCCUCCGCUCGCGUGGCUCGUCCCAUCACCACCAAUUUGUGUCUCCUUUAUCUCCCAGCGGGACCCGUGGCCACCGGCCCGGCCGUGCUCUCACCCAAUGUAGGGCGGGUUGAGUGCUGGUGUCAGAGCAUCGACCCGUUCUGCUUAUGUGAUAUCGAUACCUCAGCUGCAAUAAUGAAAAAGCUGUUUGGCUUUGUGGGUCGUAACCGUAGCCUGGUAUCUGUGUUGUUGUGAUUAGGCUAAAGCCUGUGUCACUGAUAUAAUCCUGCGAGUCCUGCUUGAGCUUUAGUUCUGAUUCGGUACACUUGAGCAAUAUCGUGGUACAUCCUUUGCUGAGAAGAUCCACCAAUAAUCUAAUAAUGAGAAAUAGGGAGCCACUUUGUGCUCGCAGGGAAACCGAGAUUUGGGUUGGUUUGUGUUCGUUCCCAGCCGCUAUGUGUGGUUCCUUUCGCCCGAGGAACUUGCACGCUCCAUUGCUGUAGGAGCCCACCCGUGUUUCAAGCUUGUGACUACCUCCUCUUCACAUCCUCACUGUGUAGUAGUGGCUAGCUGAACCCCGAGGGCCGGCACUGGGCCACCUCCGACUACCCUUUCGCCGCCCCACGUGCAGGGAGGAAGCCAAGGGAGAAGAUACUUCCCACCAACUAGCUGAUGUAUGCAAGGAGUAUUGCUUUAAAAAAACACAAAUACUGAAAUUAGCUGGAAUGGUUAGAGGCCUUCCAAACUUUGGGGUUUGUGUUGUGUGUGUUUGGUUUUUUGUUGGGUUUUUUUUUUUGUUAACUUUUUUUUUUUUUUUUUUUUCAAAUCUGCACAAGAACCACUGUCUUCAACCUGCGCUUCAAUGAUCGUUUGGAGGUGUUUGAUUUGUUCUCGGUAGCAGGAGAGCCAAGGCGCUCUCAGACUGAUGAUGAUCAGUUUUGGUACUGUUUGCUGUUUCUGGACAACCUCAAGCAUCGCAACGUCAAUAGUAGCACUGCUGGAAUAUAGUGUCGGUCAGCUCCACCCUGCGCAUGGCGUAUGAAACCCAAACCCCAGCCCCUCCGGUUCACGCUGUUGUCCCAUGGUUUCCCUUGCAACCGCUGCUGUAGUCUGCUGGCGUGUGGCGUGUUCUCAAGUCACCUGUACCACUUUCCAAUCAAAUAGGUUAUUUUCCUAGUCUUGAUUAUUUUUAAUUCCCCUCCUUCCCUGAGCAGGGUUUGCUUUGAGUUCUGCCUUGAGCAGGGCUGUGGUUCAGGCUGCUGCCCCAGCGGUGCUGCUGCUGCAGAGCAGCCCUUCCCCAGCCCUGCUCCGGGUCCAGGGCCCUCUGCUCUCCCCCCCAGACACCCCCCCUUGGACCACAGAUGGGGAAAGCAAACCAAAACCAAUGUGGGCAUCCUCUGCUCCAUUCAGCUCUUCCAUCACCCCAGCCUCCGUCCCGCGGCAUGGCCAAGGAGCUGGGAGCUGUUCUGGCUGGGAUGCAUGGAAGAGGGUAAUGGGGGAGGAUGCUCCAAAAGUGGAUUUCCCCUCCCUUUCAUGCAGUUCUUGAUUCUGCACCAGUAAGGGAAACAUCCCAGAGAGCCUGAGCCUUUGGAGGACCCAGACCUGGUUCUUUUGGGUUGUUUCCCUCUGUUUUCUGGGCAGCCAUGCCUGAAACCUCACUGCUCCUGGCUGGGGAGUGUUCAGCUGGAGGAUGCUGCUGUCAUCCCUUCCAGAGGGCUGGACCUGCCCCAAACCUUUGCAUGGCCCUUGCCUCUAUCUCUUGGAGAAGCUGUUAGGCUUCUGAGGUGUGUUGGAGAAAUGUGUGACUGGGAUGAAAUUACUUUUUAAAAAAGAAAAAAAAAAAUCCAAGCAAUUCCUUAAUUUAUUCCAGACCUGCAGCAGCCCAGCCUCCUUUGUGUGUGCAGAACAAUUAAAUUAAGGUUGCCUUUACCCGUGUCCUGUAUUGACAUUCUGCUCAGCCUGCUUUCCUUUCAGAUAAAUGAUACUCAAAUCAUGUCUUUGCACCCAUAAAAAUAAAGUGCAACUUGCCAGUCCCCCUCUCGGUAUUGUGCAAAACCACAGUCCUCGUCUCUGCUGCCCUCUUCUCAGUUUUUCUGAUGGUAAUUUCUGCCCUGAAUGACUUCCUUUCGUUGUAAAUAAAGCAUGCACAUAUGAAUUGGGAAUGGUGCAAAAAAAAAAAAAAAAAAAAAAAAAAAAGCAAAAAAAAAAAAAAGCCUCUUUACUGCUGUUUGCAUUCAAACUCGCAUGCAGUGAUUUUACAGCAAAAUAGCAGUUUACAACUAUUAAGAGAAAAAGAAAAUAUUACACAGGAACUAGAAAUACUCCAGUCUUCCGCUGCAUGCAGCACAACAUCCUCUUGAUGUGGUAUCUAAUAAAGUGAGACUAUUGGAAAAGAAAAAAAAAACAAAACAAAACAACAAAA